UCAAACUAGAGGACAUGAUUUGAGAGUUAGGGGGCAGAAGUUUAAGGGAAACACAAGGGGGUAUUUCUUUACUCAGAGAGUGAUAGCUGUGUGGAAUGAGCUUCCUGUAGAAGUAGUAGAGGCCAGUUCAGUUGUGUCAUUUAAGGUAAAAUUGGAUAGGUAUAUGGACAGGAAAGGAGUGGAGGGUUAUGGGCUGAGUGCGGGUAGGUGGGACUAGGUGAGAUUAAGGGUUUGGCACAGACUAGGAGGGCCGAGAUGGCCUGUUUCCGUGCUGUGAUUGUUAUAUGGUUAUAAAAAGGGGGGAAGAGCACCAGAGAGAGGCGAUAGGCAGGCAAGGAGAUAGGGGGAGAGAGGGUAAAAAGGAUGGGCAAUGGUGAAGGGGGGGAGCCUUUAUCGGAAGUUCAAGAAAUCGAUGUUCAUGCCAUCAGGUUGGUGGCUACCCAGACGGAACAUAAGGUGUUGCUCCUCCAACGUGAAUGUGGCCUCAUCGUGACAGCAGAGGAGGCCAUGGAUGGACAUGCUGGAAUAGGAAAGGGAAGUUGAACGAAAAUGGGUGACCAGUGGGAGAUCCCGCUUUUUGUGGCGGAUGGAGCGUAGGUGCUUGGCGAAGCAGUCUCCCACCUCUGUGAUCUUUCUCCUUGCAUGCAGGCUUUCUGCCAGGCUGGCUAAUGCACCAAGUAUUGGAAUAUGGACACUCAUCAACUUUCAUCUGUAGGUGUGCUCAUCAAAGUCCUCACCUGAGCCCUCUGUAGUACAUCUCAUGGCUUCAGGGGCGCAGGCACCUUUACUAAUCUUUCCCAAAGUCAUAGUAACUCACCUUGUACAUAUAAUCCUGCUUCUAAACCCCAAGAGACUCUCUGCUGGCUGCUACAAAUAAUUGGAUGAUUUUACCUUAAGUCUUUUCUCCCCAUUCUUCUUUCUCCUGUUAAGGUGGAAGUCCAUGGCUGAACAGGAGCUGCACAGUACAGGGGUAGGAUUUUGAUGAGGUUUGGCUGAACGUUAAGAGUUUUUUUGCUAACACUGCAAGUAGCCUGUGUAUCAGAAGGAUGGGAAUGUACUUGGAUGCAAAAAGAUUAGCAUGAAGAAUUUGACUUAUUUGUUAGCCUAAAAGCUGUCCCUAAUCACUGGUAUUUGAAUGGCCAGUACAGUUACAGCAAGUUCUCUGUUAUCCAAGGAGCAAUGUUAAGCAGUUACACUAAUUCCCCAGAUGUCAGCUGCAAAUGGUGUAAGUUGUGUGCUAGUUUAUCCUGCAAGAAAAAGGGAAACUUUAAUGAGUAUUGCAUAAUUUGCUUGGGUUAUCUGAUUUAACAGUGCAACAAAGCUAUAUGUAUGCAGAUUUAAUAUUUGUGGUCGUGGUGGGGCACAAAACUGGUGCUGAUUGAUAGAAUUGUCAGAGGAUGAUGAGGAUAUGAGUUGUAUUGAGCAGGGGGAAAUGUUGCUGAUGCAUUUGGUAGCACAUAAUAUUUGAAGAUAUGUUCAUUGACCAUACCUUGAUCAUAUGUGUAAAGUGGCUAAAUACCUUGAACAUGGCAUUCUAAAUUUCUGGGCCUUGGUUCCUUGAUAUGACUCCAAAAGCUUCUCCUUCCUAAGCCAUUUUAAGUGUUGGCUUCACAAUCACUUCACUGAUGCUGCCACAAAGCACAGCAAACUACCACCAACUAGUAUAGGGAGUUUAAAAAAAACACAAUUUAAAAUGCAUCCAUGGUGUGUAAGUCAGGCAAUGUCUGUUAUCAGAGGUUUGACUUCGAAUCAUCACACUGAGGCAGCUGCAAUUUGGUAUGAACAAGAGAUUCUGCAGAUGAUGGAACUCGAGCAACACACACAAAGUAUGGAUGAAUCUCUUUUAAGGAACAGGAAGAAAAAAUUCAAAGGAACUAUGCAGGAUCCCAAUGAAGAUACUGAAUGGAAUGAUGUCCUGCGAAGUUUUGGUAUUAUCCCUCCAAAAGAGCAGCCAAGGGAUGAAGUUGAAGAAAUGGUUUUACGUUUACAGGAGGAAGCAAAAGUUAAGCCCUAUGAACGGAUGAAUCUUGCAGAGCUAAAAGAAGCAGAGGAUGAGUUUGAUGAAGAGGAUGAACGUGCUAUUGAAAUGUACAGAUGCCAGAGGAUGGCAGAUUGGCAGGCUGUACAGAGAAAAGCUAGAUUCGGUGAGUUGGCUGAACUCCAAGGAGAUGAGUAUGUUAAGCAAGUCACCUAUGCAGGAGAAGAUGUAUGGGUCAUCCUCCACCUUUAUAGACCUGGCAUACCAAUGUGUAUUUUGUUCAACCAUCACUUGGGCCAGCUCGCUAAGAAAUAUCCAGAAGCAAAAUUCAUGAAGGCUAUUGCGAACAUCUGUAUCCCCAACUACCCAGACAAAUAUUUACCAACAAUAUUUGUGUAUUUUGAGGGUGCAAUGAAGGCUAGGUUUAUUGGAGUGGAAUGUGGAACUCCAGAUAUGAAGUUGGAAGAGCUGGAAUGGAAGCUAGCAAACACAGGGGCAAUAAAGGCAGAUUUAGAAGAGAGCCCCAAAAAGACUGUGGACAUGACGGCAUCAUCAAUAAAAAAUGGUUCUGUUAAAUAUAAUAACGAAAGUGACGAUGAGGAAGCCUGACUUUGUUAGCAAAUGUUACCAGAUCAUUAAUUUUGAUUAAAUAUGAUGUUACAUAAAAGUAUUUUCACAUUUUUCCAUUUUGACAUAAAUCCACAUGAUUGUUAGCUUUGGAUAGCUGUCUUUGUUAAUUUUGACAUACCAGUUGAAUA
Molecule: messenger RNA, 2736 nt
Organism: Hypanus sabinus (Atlantic stingray)
Lineage: Eukaryota; Metazoa; Chordata; Chondrichthyes; Myliobatiformes; Dasyatidae
Product: phosducin-like protein 2
Exons: 7
Coding region: 1694-2587 (297 amino acids)
Biological process (GO): protein folding
Cellular component (GO): cytoplasm
Source: RefSeq, a predicted model, not a curated record